This is a messenger RNA of Lutra lutra (Eurasian river otter), 1042 nucleotides long. Its product is annotated as collagen alpha-1(III) chain-like. Lineage: Eukaryota; Metazoa; Chordata; Mammalia; Carnivora; Mustelidae. The coding region runs from base 1 to 888 and encodes 295 amino acids. The record is from RefSeq and is a predicted model, not a curated record. The transcript is spliced from 4 exons.
AUGGUUGGCUGGCCACGUUCCGAAGGGCCACGCCGCGCGGACAAGCUCCCGGGCCGGCGCGGAGAGGAGUUAACGCAGCCGGGCCCCGCCCCACCCGUUGCGCUUUGCGCACUGCCCUCGCAGACGCUGGUCCUCGACCAAAGCCCGCGCGCGGGGCGGCUGGGCCGGCGGGGCUUACCGGGUCAAAAACCCCACCGAGGUGUGCGGACUGCCGGUGCUCGGCCGGGUCCUGAGCCUGGACAGGAACCCGUGCGGCUGAGACCCGAGUGGAAGGGGGCGUCGGGCAGAGGGAAUGGUGGGUGCAGCGGCGCCGAGGCCCGUCGGAAGAAGCGAGGGGAGGCCGGGGCGGGGGGCGGCUCGCAGGCCAGGGCGGUGCUGGGGCAGCAUCCCGUGCGAGGCGUCACCCCCCUGGCCGGCAGACCGUGCAGUCAGGGAGGCCGACUCUUCUGGCAAAGUAGUGGCCCCGAACCCAGGCAGGGGGCUGGGGAGAGUAAAUCCCGGCGCCGAGAGGGCCAGAGCUUUCGGAUUUUGUUCACCGAGGUGUCCCCGCCUGUGUCUGGCGAGCGGUCGUUACUCGGUGGCUCAGUGGAAGGAAGGGGCACCCCGCCCCAGACGUUGUUUGAACAGGAGCCGGUGGGGGUUAGCCCCUCUGGGCCCAGGUGGAGCCCAGGCUGUCUACCCAGGAAUGUACCUGUGUGUGCAGCCCACGUGGCUUCCAGGAGCUGCGCCCUCCUGCUGUUCCUGCUUCCUGCCAAUUUCACCUGGAGCCUCGGGGACACCUUGACCCUGAGAAAGGACUUUGAGGAGGGAGCCUCCACCUGGACGGCGCAGAUGAUGAUGAAAUCCGCAAACCGCCUUCUCUGGACUUUGUACUUGGCAGAGAAAUAAAUGCGUUUUUUCCUAAACCUGGGGCUGGGCCUUCUGGUGUGGGCCACCAGCCCGCCACAGCCUGCUUCCCACGGGAGCUGUUUCUGUGGCCAGGGUGGGGACCCCUCGACCCGCUGCCUACUGCCUGGUGAUCCCCAUGGGGAAGGCAGUGGAG